Cuscuta campestris is the source of this 2003-nucleotide messenger RNA. The record is from the annotation of a GenBank genome assembly. NCBI's taxonomy places the organism in Eukaryota, Viridiplantae, Streptophyta, Magnoliopsida, Solanales, Convolvulaceae.
AUCUCCUCUCUCUCCCCUGCAAGCUGCUCACAGAUCCAAUCUCUCCAUGUGAGUGCACGCACUCAGACAAAGCUCCAAGGAUUUCAUUUCCUCGAUCGGCUCUGAUGAAGUACUGAAUUAGUUUUGUUCUCGCAUUGAUGCAUAAGCUGGAGAUGAAUCGGAGCUUUCGGAACUCGGUGGUCGGCGGCGGGAUGAAUUUCCCGCUGGCGUCGCACCACCGGCGCGGACUUAGUCUCAAUGGAGCAUCCAACUGUGAAGCCUCUGAUGAUUCGCUGGAUCUCUUCUCCAAAAGUCGUCGCAGCCUCUCCGCAGCCUCCUCCGACGAUUCAGACGGAACAGUUCCGGUUAAACUGGGAAGGCUUUCAGUUGGAUCAGUGAUUGUGGGGAAGAAUGGAUCAGAUGAUCUGUUGUCAUCUUCUGAAGAAGGCAAACAUGAUUAUGAUUGGCUUCUAACUCCUCCAGGAACUCCGCUUCCUUCAUCCAACGUAAAUGAACCUCAACCAGCACAUGUCGCUCUGGCUUCAAGAAGCCGCCCUUUGGCCAGAUCAGUCUCGGCAUCUAAGCCGUCAAGGCUUUCUGUGUCUCACUCUGAGAACAGUAGUCAGCCAGCAAGGCCAACUCGCAGCAGUUCUGUAACCCGUCCUUCUAUCUCCAGUUCACAGUACAAUAACUACUCAAACAAAUCAAGUAAUAAUAUUCUGAACACAAGCUCUGCUUCAGUUUCAUCCUAUAUUAGACAAUCUACUCCCACACGUUCUUCAUCUUCAGCCAGACCAUCUACCACCACCACUUCACGCCCAAUUGACACCUUAAGAAAAGGCAGUCAAAACGGUUGUUCAUCCUCUGGACGCACUGUCAGCAAUGGAAGAAAUGUGGGUUCAGUUUCGCGCCCAAGCUCCCCUGCUAGAAGUACAGCCUCAGUAUCACGCCCAAGCUCCCCAGGUCCACCAAUUCGACGAACACCUCAACCAAUUGUUCUUCCGGAUUUUUCACUGGAAACUCCUUCAAAUUUGCGAACCUCAUUACCUGACAGGCCACUGUCGGUUGGUAGGUCCAGACCUGGUGCUCCCCUCUCUGGAAAAGGGGCUAUGGAUAUUCCAAAUGCUGGAAAUCCACCGCGGCGGCAGCCAUCACCCUCUGGAAGAGUGCGAGUGGUUGGAAAUGGGCACUCGUCUGAUGCCUCCGACUCUGGCAGAGUUUCACAUGGCUCAAAGUUGCCUCAGAGGAAAUCUGUUAGGACACCUACUGAGAGUGUGGGCUUUGGUGGCACUAUCUCAAAGAAAUCUCUUGAUGUGGCUAUCAGGCAUAUGGAUAUAAGAAAUAGCCCGAAUGGCGCACGGGCAAUUUCAGGCUCGACACUCUUCCCUCCUAGCAUCCGAUCCAACGGCACUAAAAAGCAGCAGCAGCAGCAGGUGCAUGGUUCAAGUUCCCCGGCAUCUUUGAGUGGAAGUAUGAACAGUAACAACAGCGAGCCCAUCUUAGAAAAAGGAAGUUGUAAUAAUGGUAGGCCUUUGGAGAACAGAAGCGAAGAAGAGGAAAGACAUGAACGGUCUUCUUUAGCAAGAGUGACAGACGCUGAUGUGUACGAGAGUUGUCGUUAUGACAUGCUCCUACUCAAAGAGGAUGUGAAGAACACUAAUUGGUUGCACAGCAUUGAUGACAAGUCCGAGGCCACCAUGUUUGACAAUGGUUUUGAACCCCUCCCCGAACCCUUUGACCCUCUACUACAAUAGCGCCAAUGCGCCAUUGAAAUUUGGAAUGCUUAUGAACUGCUAGUAGUAAGCCCCUUUUUUUAAUUUUUUUUUAAAUUUUAAAAUCCCCUUAAGCUAUGUUUGAAUGGAUGUAAGAGGAGGGUGACAUGCUUCCAAUCCUUGCCACUAUUUUAUACGAGUUUACCUACACUCCAAAUUGGGGUUUAGGAUUAGGAAUGUGAAAACAAAUGUUCCAAACUUUCCGUUGUUCAUUUGGACGAAUUGUUUCCAACCCGUACAGAAGAUAUUUUU